Messenger RNA from Dryobates pubescens (Downy woodpecker), 1188 nucleotides. RefSeq names its product neuropeptide FF receptor 1 (gene NPFFR1). Lineage: Eukaryota; Metazoa; Chordata; Aves; Piciformes; Picidae. The transcript has 3 exons. Gene Ontology annotation, biological process: G protein-coupled receptor signaling pathway. The record is from RefSeq and is a predicted model, not a curated record. Gene Ontology annotation, cellular component: membrane. Bases 100 to 1188 code for a protein of 362 amino acids. Gene Ontology annotation, molecular function: neuropeptide receptor activity; peptide binding.
AACAGCAGCUGGCCCAACUCCACCACCAGCCAGAACCACCUCCUGGGGGAGAACUACACCUUCUCAGCUUACUACCAGCACUCCUCCCCUGUGGCUGCCAUGUUCAUCCUGGCCUACACCUUCAUCUUCCUCAUGUGCAUGGUCGGCAACUUCCUGGUGUGCUUCAUCGUGGUGAAGAACCGCCAGAUGCGGACAGUCACCAACAUGUUCAUCCUCAACCUGGCCAUCAGUGACCUGCUGGUGGGCAUCUUCUGCAUGCCCACCACCUUGGUGGACAACCUCAUCACGGGUUGGCCCUUUGACAACGCCAUGUGCAAGGUGAGCGGCUUGGUGCAGGGCAUGUCCGUCUCUGCCUCUGUUUUCACGCUGGUGGCCAUCGCCGUGGAGAGGUUUCGCUGCAUUGUGCACCCCUUCCGGCAGAAGCUGACGCUGAGGAAAGCCCUGGUGACCAUCACUGUCAUCUGGGUGCUGGCCCUGCUCAUCAUGUGCCCUGCUGCCAUCACCCUGACUGUCACCAGGGAGGAGCACCACUUCAUGGUGGACACCUACAACAACUCCUACCCCCUCUACUCCUGUUGGGAGGCCUGGCCCGAGACGGGGAUGAGGAGGAUCUACACCACCGUCCUCUUCUCCCACAUCUACGUGGCCCCCCUGGCCCUCAUUGUCGUCAUGUACGCCCGCAUCGCCUUCAAGCUCUUCAAGUCGGCAGCGCCUGCCCGCGGUCAGGAGGAGCAGGAGGGGAGGAAAGUCUCCCGGAGGAAGGCCAAGGUCAUCAACAUGCUCAUCAUCGUCGCCCUCUUCUUCACCCUCUCCUGGCUGCCCCUCUGGACGCUGAUGCUGCUGAUGGACUACGGGCGGCUGAGCGAGGGCCAGCUCCACCUGGUCACCGUCUACGUCUUCCCCUUUGCCCACUGGUUGGCCUUCUUCAACAGCAGCGCCAACCCCAUCAUCUACGGCUACUUCAACGAGAACUUCAGGAGGGGCUUUCAGGAGGCCUUCAGGGCCCCUUUCUGCUCACCCCACCACCACCACCGCCAGCCCUACGCCCCCCGGAGCCACGGCCGCAGCAUCCUCUUCGCCACCCGCAACCGCGUCUUUGCCCGGGCCCAGGGCAGCGACUCGCCGCCCGCUUCCGAGUCGGGGCCCUUGGCCCCACGCCCCACCAGCGUCCGUGCCUGGGACGGCUGA